AUGGUUACAUGGUAUUCUUUAUCGAUCAUUAUAGUUCUAUUCUUUAUUGAUCCAUCAAUUGAACAAGGAACAUUAAAUUUUCUUGAUAAUUAUCGAUCAUCUUGUAAACACCAUCAACAAGGCAAUGUUAAUCUUAUUAUUUCAGCACCACAUGGUGGUACUUUGCUACCAGAUGAUCUACCUAAUCGAACAAUAGGUGGUUGUCUUCGUAAAACAGGUACAAAUGCUGGUAUUUGUACAUGGUGGUUUAAUGAUACUUGUACUGAUGGAGAACGUUGCAAUGCAACAACUGUAAGAGAUACGCUUAGCGAUGAAUUUGCUGAAAAUGUUGCAAAUGAAUUGAAUAUACAAUAUCAACUUAAACCAUUUAUUGUUAUUGGUAAAUGGAAUCGUAUUAAAAUUGAUUUUAAUCGAGAAAUUAAUGAAGCGACAUUAAAUCAUCCAGAAGCUAUUGCUGCUCAUCAUAGUUAUCAUUCAAAUAUUCAACAAGCUAUUAAUAAAAUUAAUCAAAAUUUUGGUAAAGGUCUACUUCUUGAUAUACAUGGGCAUUCAGCUGGAAAUUAUACUAUGGUUGGAUAUCUUCUAACAAGUAAUCAAUUAAAUGUGAAUAAUCUCAAUACAUUAUCAGUCACAACAUCAAUUGAAUCUUUAUGUAGUUCAAAUCGAGAAGAAUGUAUUCGUGGUCAUAGUUCAUUCGGUACAGCACUUGAAUUAAAUAAUCUUGGUAUUGCUUAUCCAUCAUUAGCAAAUCCUAAACCAGGUACUUUAAGAUUUUUUUCUGGUGGUUAUAUAACAAGUAAUUAUAAAUCAACAAUUAAUACAAUUCAAACUGAAUUACCAUAUGAUAUUCGCGCAGGAAAUAAUCGACGUACAUAUGCUAGAAAUUAUGCAAAAGCUAUCAUACAUUAUAUGAAACUAAAUAAUUUACUAUUGUCAAACUAA
This is a messenger RNA of Adineta steineri, 942 nucleotides long. Lineage: Eukaryota; Metazoa; Rotifera; Eurotatoria; Adinetida; Adinetidae. The record is from the annotation of a GenBank genome assembly.